Misgurnus anguillicaudatus (oriental weatherfish) is the source of this 3263-nucleotide messenger RNA. RefSeq names its product guanine nucleotide binding protein (G protein), beta polypeptide 4b (gene gnb4b). NCBI's taxonomy places the organism in Eukaryota, Metazoa, Chordata, Actinopteri, Cypriniformes, Cobitidae. Gene Ontology annotation, biological process: signal transduction. Gene Ontology annotation, molecular function: protein binding. The record is from RefSeq and is a predicted model, not a curated record.
UGCCAUGUUCCCGGUUUCCUUAUGGGUGUGGUGAAGAUAUUACUGCUGAAAACUGACUGAAGCUCGUGCGAGGGCUGCGUGGCCCUUUAAAUAAUGUGUUAAAAUUGAGUUUACGGUAAUCGCGGUGAUUUGAUGUUUAUUUGUGCUCGUGUCGACAUGCGAGGCAUCUGAAGCGACUGAACUCUGAAUCAGGUGUAUGACGCUGUAGUCUCGGGUUCAGAUCAAACAGAAAGCAUGAGCGAGUUAGAACAGUUACGACAGGAAGCCGACCAGCUUCGCAAUCAGAUCCGGGAUGCCAGAAAAGCCUGCAGUGACUCCACACUUUCACAGAUGACAGCAGGUCUGGACUCAGUGGGACGGAUACAGAUGAGAACAAGACGAACGCUCAGAGGUCACCUGGCCAAAAUCUAUGCCAUGCACUGGGGCAGUGACUCCAGGUUACUUGUCAGUGCAUCCCAAGAUGGCAAGUUGAUCAUAUGGGAUUGUUAUACAACCAACAAGAUGCACGCUAUUCCCCUGCGCUCCUCAUGGGUUAUGACCUGUGCCUACGCUCCAUCCGGGAACUACGUGGCUUGCGGUGGACUGGACAACAUCUGCUCCACCUACAGUCUUAAAACCCGCGAGGGCAACGUCAAGGUUAACAGAGAGUUAGCUGGACACACAGGUUAUUUGUCCUGCUGUCGUUUUCUUGAUGACAGUCAGAUCAUCACAAGCUCUGGUGACACCACUUGUGCAUUGUGGGACAUUGAGACGGGCCAGCAGACCACUAGUUUCACAGGACACACAGGUGACGUCAUGAGCUUGUCCAUCAGUCCUGACUUAAAAACAUUUGUGUCGGGAGCCUGUGAUGCUUCGGCCAAAUUAUGGGACAUCAGAGAUGGCAUGUGUAGACAGUCGUUUACCGGCCACGUCUCUGACAUCAAUGCCGUCUGUUUCUUUCCAAAUGGAAACGCCUUCACCACGGGCUCAGACGAUGCCACGUGUCGCCUGUUUGACCUGCGUGCAGACCAGGAGUUGAUGUUGUAUUCUCAUGAUAACAUCAUCUGUGGAAUCACCUCUGUGGCCUUCUCCAAGAGCGGACGUCUCUUACUGGCCGGAUACGACGACUUCAACUGCAAUGUCUGGGAUACUUUAAAAGGCGAGCGGGCAGGUGUCCUGGCCGGUCAUGAUAACAGGGUGAGCUGUUUAGGGGUGAAUGAUGAUGGGAUGGCUGUGGCUACAGGUUCAUGGGACAGUUUCCUUCGGAUCUGGAACUGAACUGUAAAAGCGCUCUUAAAAUCUCCAGAUUCUGUCUCUCUGUCUUUCCACAGCAGUUAUUAUACUUGAUUUUUAGUACGUAGUGCAGUCCUGUGGAUCAGCCAAUCAUCACCGUUCGUCGGCCGCAGGAAUCAUGAGAUUAUUAAAGUGUCAUUGUGUUAUAUGUAAAUAUACAUGUAUAUGAAUAUGGAUAUGGUAUAUAUGUACAGCAUUACGUGUAUGUAUAUACCAUAGAGUAUAUACAUUAUACACCGUUAGUGUUUCUGUAUAUAUUUUUCUAUUUGAUCAUUGGCCGUAACUCUUUUUGAUCUUUCGCUUUUUCCUUUGUUUGAUGUAAAUAAGGAACGAUGCUAAACACGACAGAGCAUUUAACACACAAGUCUGUAUUACAAAAUUUCUCCAUGUGUUCGCGUAAAACACUUUAGGUGUCUUUUAUGCUCAUAACGUCAAGUAUGCAUCCUCUGGACAUUUCACUUUUAUCUUUUACACCACUGAAUCAAUCAGCAUUUAUUGGUGCUUGAAAGUGUUUUUUUUUUUUUUUGCAUUGCCUUGAAACCUUUUUAAAACAAUAUUACACUUUGAUUUUUAGGGGUUGUGCUCCUAUUUAAGCCUUAAAUACUCGAGAACAAACUAAUCUAGAAAAUACAUUCAUGUUGCUGGUGCUUAGAAAGAUUUUGUUUAGAAAUAGCCACAAACCCAUCUCUUAAAUUAGUUGAAGCGUUGCAACGUUAUGAAGCAGAAAUAUAUCAAAAGCAGUAUGUAAGUGUCAAACAAAUCAGGAAAAAAUAAGAAAUUAGAUUUUGCAUAAAGAAAAUGGUAAAAUACAUGCACGCUUGACAAAUAAAAAAUUAUCAAUUUAAAUAGAAAAUAUCACAAUGCACAGAAUAUCAAAGUAGUAUUAUCAAGCACAAUAUUAUUUCUUAUUUCUGUUACUUAAAGGGUAAAAUAUAACCUAGAUGUUUUUUGACAGGACUCCUAAAGUCAUUUGUAAGUUACGAGUUAUUUCUAACAAAGUAUUUUUGUAACUCUUUUCGUUUCAGUAUAUAAAUGUGUGUAGAGAGGUUUAAAUGAUAAACACUAUCUGGUCAGGAUGAAUUACUCUAGUAUUCAUGUUAUCAGUUUUGAGCGCAUGUCUGUGUUUUUUGUCAUGUGUACUUCAGCUCGUGGCUGGUUUAAGUUUUUCGCCCCUCCAGUAAUCCAGCUUUAAUAUAAUCUAUCUGUGCCAUUUUAAGUCUGUUAACGCCUCAUUUAACUGUGAAAAGUAUUUUAGGAUUUGUUUUGUUGGAGAGUGAAGUUGGUCAAUAGCUUGACAUUAUUUUGAGGUAUUAAGAAUUGUAUUCGUUUUUUUACCCUUUACCGUAUCAAAACCUUUGUUUUUUUAUCAAGUUUUCAGAGUUGGUCAGUAAAGCAUAGAGGAAUUCAUUUAAACUAGUUCAUAACUGUGAAAGUGAUUGAUUGUUUUUUUUAAGUCUGGGACAGUCUGCUGGUAUUGUUAUUGGUUAUUAUUAUUAUUUGUUGGGAAUUUUUGUUGAUAGUGUAAAGAUUGCCAGCUAGUAAUUCUUGUUUUUUUAUUAUUGGUUGAUUAAAUGGUUGUUUUUUAUCCGGUUGAAUUGAACAGUUUAACAUCUAGCUGUUAGUAGUUGUGGUUUACAAUCAUGUCCAUGGCCAAAAUGCAAAUGUAAAAACUUUAGGAGCUUUAACAAAAAUGCUGAAGACUUGAAACUAUUUUUAUUUUCCAUGCAACAGGCCAAACAACUCAUUUACAUUCCCAAUACAAGUAUUCAUGAGUAUUUUACUUUGGCUGAUUUGUAUUCUGCAUUGUGUUUUAAAGCCAGUAACACCAGAAGUGUGGUGCCUUGUGUAGUUUCACAGUGCCAUAAUUUCAAAUAAUCAAUUUAAUAACAUUUUAUUUCUCAACUUUUUUGGUAUUUGUUAAGUAACAUGGUUAUAAUGUUGCCAUACACCGAUAUAACCAAUAAAAAGAAUGACUUUUAACCAUAAAUAAA